Molecule: messenger RNA, 1315 nt
Organism: Podarcis raffonei (Aeolian wall lizard)
Lineage: Eukaryota; Metazoa; Chordata; Lepidosauria; Squamata; Lacertidae
Product: leukocyte elastase inhibitor-like
Exons: 6
Coding region: 70-1218 (382 amino acids)
Biological process (GO): negative regulation of endopeptidase activity
Molecular function (GO): serine-type endopeptidase inhibitor activity
Source: RefSeq, a predicted model, not a curated record
GUCAAUAGUCAUAUGUAAUAACAACAUAACAGAAGUUUUCAUUUGAUUUCAAUCUUUCAGAAUUUCACCAUGGAUGAACUGGCUAAUGCAAACACACAUUUUGCCCUUGAUCUCUUCCAAAAGUUCAACGAAUCCAACUCAACAGGCAACAUCUUCUUUUCACCCUUGAGCAUAUCUAUUGCCCUAGCUAUGGUUUUCCUGGGGACCAAAGGCAACACAGCAGCACAGCUCUCAAAGACAUUUCACUUUGAUGAUGUUGAAGACCUUCAUUCAAGAUUCCAGGCACUCAGUACUGAGAUUAAUAGGAGUAGUGCACCCUAUAUAUUGAAGCUGGCUAAUAGCCUGUACGGAGAAAAGACAUACACCUUUUUGCAGGAUUUUUUGGCUGGCACUCAGAAGUUCUACAGAGCUGAGUUAGCCACAGUGGAUUUCCGAUAUAAUUCAGACAAUGCACGAAAACAAAUCAACCAGUGGGUUAAGGACCAAACUGAAGGCAAAAUCUGUGACUUGUUACCUGAACAUUCAAUUGAUAAAUGUACGAAAUUGGUUGUGGUGAAUGCCAUCUACUUCAGAGCCGACUGGGCAGAGACGUUUCAAGACAAAUUCACUAUGGAGAUGCCUUUUAGACUGAAUAUGAAGGAAAAGAAGAUAGUGAAUAUGAUGUUUCUGAAAAAGAAGCUUCCUUUUGGGCACAUUCCUGAGUGUAGGUGUCAUGUGCUAGAACUUCCUUACAAGGAAAAAGAAUUUAGCAUGAUGAUCCUUCUGCCUGAUGAUAUCGAGGAUAACUCUACUGGCCUGGAACAGCUGGAGAAGCACCUCACCUUAGGAAAGCUCCUAGAGUGGACACACCCAGCAAAGAUGGAAAACACUGCAGUUUAUGUGCAUCUGCCUAAAUUUAAACUGGAGGAGAGCUAUAACCUCAAAAAUGACUUGCCAGCGUUGGGACUGCUGGAUAUCUUCAACAGCGGAAAGGCAGAUUUGUCUGGAAUGUCAGAAGCCCGGAAUCUCUAUGUGUCCCAUAUUGUUCACAAGUCAUUUAUAGAAGUGAAUGAAGAGGGAGCAGAAGCGGCGGCAGCAACUGCUGUGGUUAUUACAACAACAUGUACCUCUACACAUUUUAUGGAAGAGGAUUUCAACGCUGACCACCCCUUCCUGUUUUUUAUCUGCCACAACCCAACAAGAAGUGUACUUUUCUUGGGCAGGUUUGCUUCUCCAUGAAAAGUAGAAUAAACGAUUGAACCGGAUAAAUUGAUGGACAACAUACUGUUGUUUGUUUCCUUGUUUUAGUUUUUUUCCAGAUACUUAGAAUCAUGGA